This is a messenger RNA of Penicillium crustosum, 1476 nucleotides long. RefSeq lists its product as uncharacterized. The record is from RefSeq and is a predicted model, not a curated record. The transcript has a single exon. NCBI's taxonomy places the organism in Eukaryota, Fungi, Ascomycota, Eurotiomycetes, Eurotiales, Aspergillaceae. The coding region runs from base 1 to 1476 and encodes 491 amino acids.
AUGGUGACCCCUACCAACUCCUCUGACACUCUAAUCACUCCUCUAUCCCCCGCCCACGUCUCACAAUCAACUCACAAGCCCACAACGAUGGUCAUGGAAAUGGACUUACUACCACCGGCUGAGUCCCCACCAUCCGUGGUCCCGAAACUUCUCCGUGAAGCCAGUGACAUCACAUGGCAAGAAUCCUUAGAAUCAAAAAAAGGCCAGGUUGUGCUAGUCCGGCGAGGCGGUCGAUUCCGCCUACUACACCAACAGCAAUUCAAAAACAGCUUACUCGCCAGUGUCGGGUACCUCGAGCUAGCCAACGCCGCUGACUUCGCUGCGAACGUCUGGAACCAGAUCCCCGUUCCGAAGUUUGCCGCUGUGCUUAUGGGAAUUGGUGGAACACUGGCCUUGGGAAUGGUACUGGUUGCUAUUCAUGACUUUCGGUUGAGCUGGACAAAUGUCAAGCUACUGCGAGCAGAGCGGGAUCAUCUGCAGCGUCUGCGGCAAUACCACGGCAAGAAUGCAGAGCUCACCCGGCUUAUUGACAGCCGACUGGGGGUGGGACUGCGUGAAAUUGGCACCGAAGUGAUCGACCGGAUCGUCAUGGAUGUGUUGAUGGGAUUCGGUUCGUUGUUGGUCGGGGUUGGCACUUUGAUGGCUAUUGGCGGUGCAAACCCUCGCGUCUUCAAAGCCAGUAAUCUGCUCUCUGGGUAUAUUGGGAAUGGUCUCGCUGCAGUGUUUGGCCUUGUAAAUGCCAUCUGGUCUGGCUAUCUCCUUCACCGAUUCCAUUCGCACGACAGCGCUACUUUUUCCCGCGAGCCCAGCGAUGAUAUCCGUCGCCGCCUACAUGCUCGGUUCCGUCGCUUCCAGUGGCAUGCUGGUAUUAAUGGGUUGAAUGGUCUUGUUGCCGGUGCUGCUUCGAUGGUUACUGCCGAGCGUUGGUGGGGGUACAUUGUCCUGAUUCCUUGCAUUAUUUCUUUAAUACUAUGCAACUAUUUCUGGCGGAAAAAGCUGGGUUAUGAUCGUCCACUACUGGGGCAUACAUCACCAACGGAAAUACAAGUGACCUCACUAAUCGAAGACCUGCAAUAUGUGAUUGUAAUGCAGCGCGCUCUCGCCGAUCUUGAACAUUCCCUACCACAGGCCAUUGUUCAACCCAAGUCCUUGGACUCAAUCCUUCGCUUCAUUAUCCGUGAAAACAUGUUCGAAACAUACUGCGAGUUCCUUGCCCGUGACAAAACCACCCGUGAUCUUCUUGUCGCAUUUCCAACUCUAAACACUUCUCCUGACCAAAUCACGGUCUCCUUCGACGCCCUCCUUCGCCUCCCCUCCGAGCACCUAGAUCUCAUUCUAGAACACGCAAAGCGAUUCCUUCGAACAACUGGUGUUCGUGUCUUCACAUAUCGUGAACGCCACCUGCUCGAACUUGUUGGUCACGCCGUCUAUCAGGAUCACAAAAAACAACAAAGCCUACACAAGACGGCACGAUAG